UGCAACCACUCUCAAAUUCAGACCACCUUAAAUUCGCAAUUCACAACAAGUCAACAACCAUGGCAAUGGCAUUCAAGAUGGCCACUACUGGAAUGUGGGUGACUGAUGAGUGCAAGAACUCAUUCCAUGAGAUGAAAUGGAAGAAGGUGCAUAGGUACAUAGUGUUCAAGAUCGAUGAGGGAUCUAAGCUAGUCACCGUCGACAAGGUUGGCGGCCCCGGCGAAGGCUAUGAUGAACUUGCAGCCUCAUUGCCUACUGAUGAUUGUAGAUAUGCAGUGUUUGAUUUUGAUUUUGUCACGGUUGAUAAUUGCCGGAAGAGCAAGAUCUUCUUCAUUGCAUGGUCUCCAACAGCAUCAAGAAUAAGAGCAAAGAUGCUAUAUGCUACUUCCAAAGAUGGGCUGAGGAGAGUGCUAGAUGGCAUCCACUAUGAAGUCCAGGCAACCGACCCAACAGAGAUGGGAUUUGAUGUUAUUAAGGACAGGGCCAAAUAGAUGUGAUUAGAAUUAGCUAAAACAAUGUUUGUGGCAUCUUACUUUUAUUUAAUAACUCCAACCAUAUGUGCCUUUUGUUGCUGUUGUUACUUUUACUUUUCUUUUCUUUUUCUAGAUAAUCGCAACUAAUGUAAGUUAAACCUCUCUAAUUUAUAAUAAUAUUUAUGUCCCCCCCUGUGUGAUAAUUUAAUGAUAAAAGGACCUUUUGUUUUGA
This is a messenger RNA of Quercus lobata, 705 nucleotides long. RefSeq names its product actin-depolymerizing factor 5-like. The record is from RefSeq and is a predicted model, not a curated record. The coding region runs from base 60 to 491 and encodes 143 amino acids. Gene Ontology annotation, molecular function: actin binding. NCBI's taxonomy places the organism in Eukaryota, Viridiplantae, Streptophyta, Magnoliopsida, Fagales, Fagaceae. Gene Ontology annotation, biological process: actin filament depolymerization. The transcript is spliced from 3 exons. Gene Ontology annotation, cellular component: actin cytoskeleton.